Molecule: messenger RNA, 3293 nt
Organism: Siniperca chuatsi (mandarin fish)
Lineage: Eukaryota; Metazoa; Chordata; Actinopteri; Centrarchiformes; Sinipercidae
Gene: pi4kb
Product: phosphatidylinositol 4-kinase, catalytic, beta
Exons: 13
Coding region: 187-2739 (850 amino acids)
Biological process (GO): phosphatidylinositol-mediated signaling; phosphatidylinositol phosphate biosynthetic process
Cellular component (GO): cytoplasm; membrane
Molecular function (GO): 1-phosphatidylinositol 4-kinase activity
Source: RefSeq, a predicted model, not a curated record
GCGCUGCACCUGAAGCCGACAGGAAACAGCAGAAGAAGAACGAGAAGGCGCCCCCUGCUGGAUGUUAGCAGUUGUUGACAUGAAGAGCGAAGAGAGUAUCAAUGGAGGAGACAAACUGGGAAUAAAACAUUAUUUCAGACCCACUAAGCUGUAACCAGUGGAGGAGGGCGGAGCUUCCCAGCGGCCAUGAUGGAGGACACAGAGCCGGAGCUUUCCCCCGCCCCCUCUGAUCAGAACAGCCCCUCCCCCUCCAUCUCCUCCUCCCCGUCCCUGUCCCUCCCCUCCACCCCCUCGUCCUCCUGCGGCCCCCCCCAGGCCGUCACUCCUCCUCUGGGUGUCAUCAGUGAGGGCGUUGGGGAGCUCAGCCUGGUGAUCGAUGCUGAGGUGGCCCACCGGGCGUGUCAGGAAGUCCUGCAGAAGGUGAAGCUGAAGCAGGUGGACGGUGAUGUCACCGGCCAACAGAACGGGGAGGGGGCUGACCCGGAGCCCCCCGCCGCCGCUCUGAACGCAGCAGCGAAACCUUUGAAGAUCCGCGAAGACGAGAACGACCCCGAGGGCCCGGCCCCCGGCUCGGUGAAGAGCGCCCGGCGGCGGCAGAGACACAAUCCCUCCAAACAGUCUUGGCUGCUCCGCCUGUUCGAGUCCAAGCUGUUCGACGUUUCCAUGGCGAUCUCCUACCUGCAUAACUCGAAGGAGCCCGGCGUCCAGGCGUACAUCGGAAACCGGCUGUUCAGUUUCCCCCACGAGGAGGUGGACUUCUUCCUGCCGCAGCUGCUCAACAUGUACAUCCACAUGGACGAGGACGUCGGGGACGCCAUCAAGCCAUACGUGGUUCACCGCUGCAGACAGAGCAUCUCCUUCAGCCUGCAGUGCGCCUGGCUGCUGGGCGCUUACUCCUCUGACAUGCACAUCUCCACCCAGCGGCACUCUCGAGGAACCAAACUACGGAAACUCAUCCUGUCUGACGAACUCAAGCCUGCGGGGCCUCGAGCUCGCAGAGAACCCCUGACUCUGAUGCCUUUCUGUCCCGUGACGCCCCCCGCCGCCGGCCCCGGGCCCCUGGGAGGAGAGCACAGCCUGUCGCCCUCCAAACGCACACAUCAGCGCUCCAAAUCGGACGCUACAGUCAGCAUCAGCCUGAGCAGCAACCUGAAGAGAACGGCCAGCAACCCGAAGGUGGAGAGCAGCCAGGACGAGGACAGCAGCUCCAGCUCCGACAGUCUGGAGUACGAGACUCGUCCCCCGGUGCGUCUGGCUCCUCAGAGGGAGUUCAUUAAGUCUCUGAUGGGGAUCGGGAAGCGUCUGGCCACGCUGCCCACCAAAGAGCAGAAGACCCAGCGGCUGAUCUCAGAGCUGUCGCUGCUCAACCACAAGCUGCCGGCUCGCGUCUGGCUGCCCACCGCCGCCUUCGACCACCACGUGGUCCGAGUGCCGCACACGCAGGCCGUGGUGUUGAACUCCAAAGACAAGGCUCCGUACCUGAUCUACGUGGAGGUUCUGGAGUGCGAGAACUUCGAGACGUCCAAUGUUCCGAUCCGGAUCCCGGAGAACCGGAUCAGGAGCACUCGUUCUGUGGAGAACCUGCCGGACUGCGGCAUGACAGCGGAGCAGAGAGCCGGCAGCUUCUCCACGGUCCCCAACUACGACAACGACGACGAGGCCUGGUCUGUGGACGACAUCGGAGAGCUGCAGGUGGAGCUCCCAGAGAUCCACACCAGCAGCUGUGAUAACAUCAGUCAGUUCUCGGUGGACAGCAUCACCAGUCUGGAGAGCAAAGAGCCGGUGUUCAUCGCUGCCGGAGACAUCAGGCGGCGUCUGUCGGAGCAGCUGGCUCAGGCCCCCACCACCUUUAAACGGGACCCCGAGGACCCGUCAGCUGUGGCCCUGAAGGAGCCCUGGGAGGAGAAGGUCCGGAGGAUCAGAGAAGGAUCUCCUUACGGUCACUUUCCUAACUGGAGGCUGCUGUCUGUUAUUGUUAAAUGUGGAGACGACCUGAGACAGGAGCUGCUCGCCUUCCAGGUGCUGCAGCAGCUCAAGUCCAUCUGGGAGCAGGAGCACGUCCCCCUCUGGAUAAAGCCCUACAAGAUCCUGGUGUUGUCGUCGGACAGCGGGAUGAUUGAGCCCGUGAUGAACGCCGUGUCCCUCCACCAGGUGAAGAAACAGAGCCAGCUGUCUCUGCUCGACUACUUCCUGCAGGAACACGGAGCUCCGACCACCGAGGCCUUCCUGUCCGCUCAGCGGAACUUCGUGCAGAGCUGCGCCGGAUACAGCCUCAUCUGUUACCUGCUGCAGGUCAAAGACAGGCACAACGGGAACAUCCUAUUGGACGCUGAGGGUCACAUCAUCCACAUCGACUUCGGCUUCAUCCUGUCCAGUUCUCCCAAGAACCUCGGCUUCGAAACAUCUGCCUUCAAACUCACCACAGAGUUCGUGGACGUGAUGGGCGGUCCGGACGGCGACAUGUUUAACUACUACAAGAUGUUGAUGCUUCAGGGUCUGAUAGCAGCCAGGAAACACAUGGACAGAGUCCUGCAGAUAGUGGAGAUCAUGCAGCAAGGCACCCAGCUGCCCUGCUUCCACGGCUCCAGCACCUUGCGAGGCCUGAAGGAGCGUUUCCACAUGAGUCUGACGGAGGAGCAGCUGCAGCUGCUGGUGGACCAGCUGGUGGACGGGUCCAUGAGGUCUCUCACCACCAAACUGUACGACGGCUUCCAGUACCUCACCAACGGCAUCAUGUGACCCGCAUCACGUGACCCAGCCUGUGUGUGUGUGUGUGUGUGUGUGUGUGUGUGCGCGAGCAGCCGUGAACAAACGCAGACUGUCGACGGGCCGAGGAGGCUGAUGAUCUCGCCUGCAGCGACGGCGAGCCGCUCUGUCUUCUUCUUCUCUUCUUUCUCUUAUUCCAGUUUCUUCUUCUCUCUCUCCGUCAGUUCAGUCUUUUUCUUGUUUUGUCGUCUUUUCUUUGGACGAAUCUUCUGUUUUCUGUUUGUCUUGUUUGGUUUCAGCUCUUCUUCUUUUUCCAUAUUUGGGCAGACGUCCCUGAUUGGCUGCUCAGCCGGACUCUUAGCCAAUCAGAGAGCAGCCCAGUUUUAGUUUGAAAUGUGAACACUCAGCAGGUGGACAGUUUUUACAGGUAGAAAGCAGGAAACCGAAGGAAACAAGGCGGCGUUCAGAGUCCGUCACCAUAGAAACCGAAGCUGAUGACUCUCCAGGACCAUCCCGGUGUUUUUCAUGUUUUAACUAACCAGCUGUAAACCAGUUUGACCCAUUAAAACAAACCAGUGCGACCUGCA